Molecule: messenger RNA, 2422 nt
Organism: Hymenoscyphus albidus
Lineage: Eukaryota; Fungi; Ascomycota; Leotiomycetes; Helotiales; Helotiaceae
Source: the annotation of a GenBank genome assembly
AUGCCUCCUCCAGAGUCCCCAAGACGGGAAAGACGAGAAUCAAGAGAAACACGAGAACGAAGUCGUAAUCCACAGCGCGAAAGAAGAAGGAGGACCGAUAGCGAGUCACCUAGGAAAUCUAGACAUGCCACCAAAUCUUCGGAAUCAAGUUCCCAGCCUCUGUCUGCGAAUGCGAUUGCACAGCUUAAUUUGAUAAACCAAUAUGAGAGGUCGGAGAGGGCAGAGAGGGACCGGGCGAGAGCUGCAGAAACGGCACCGAGGAAACCGAGGAAGAAAAAGAGAAUUGAGGUUGUGGAUGAGAAGGGUGGUGGGGAUAGGGAUAGGAGUAGGAAACAGCAUAAACGGAAGAAGCGGAGGGUUGUUAGUGGGGCGCUGUUAGAGGAGGGAGAUAGUAGGAAGCUGAAGGGGUUGAGAGGGGGGAAUGGGGGGUAUGAGGAUAAUUCUUCGGAUGCAGGGGCAAAGAAGAAGAAGAAAAUGCGUAAGUGAGGUUGGAGGAGCAGUUCUCGGACAUACGCUAACUGUUUACUCAAGUUAUGAUUGGCGGCGCGGCUCUUCUAAUCCUCAUUAUUAUAAUAGUAGCUGCGGUGGUUGCCAGUAAAAAUAAUAACAAGUCUUCGACCGCCGAAACCUCAAAAAGCGAUUCCGGGAACCCCUCGAAUUCUAAUCUCGAAGGCAUAUCUCAAGACACUAUUCCCCCAGCGGCGAAGGGAACAGACCUCGACCCGUUUUCAUGGUAUGAUACGACCGAUUUCAAUGUUACAUAUACAAGCGAAACUGUAGGGGACCUUCCAGUAAUGGGCUUAUUUUCAGCAUGGGAUGAUUCAAAAAGUGCGAACCCGAACGUGCCAGCAAUUGAUAAACCAUGGGGUUCAUAUUCCGAAAGGCCAGCACGUGGGGUAAAUAUUGGAGGAUGGCUCUCGUUGGAACCUUUCAUUACGCCAUCUCUAUUUUCAGGUCCUGGAAUAGUAGAUGAAUGGACUUUGACGGCCUCCUUGGGAUCUCAAGCGAAAGCAAAUUUGGAAAAGCACUAUGCAACCUUUGUGAGCGAACAGACCUUCAUAGAUAUUGCGGAUGCUGGACUUGAUCAUGUUCGAAUACCAUUCUCAUACUGGGCAGUGAUUACGUAUGAUGGAGAUCCAUAUGUUUCUCGAGUUUCGUGGCGCUAUUUACUGAGAAGUAUUGAAUGGGCGAGAAAACAUGGGCUACGAAUAAAUUUGGAUGUUCAUGGUUUGCCGGGAAGUCAAAAUGGAUGGAACCACAGCGGUCGAUUAGGAGCAAUUGGAUGGUUGAACGGUACAGAUGGAGCUGUCAAUGCUCAACGAGCUCUGGAUCUACAUGAUCGCCUCUCAAAGUUCUUUGCUCAAGAUCGUUACAAAAACAUAAUCACCUUCUACGGUCUCGCCAACGAGCCGAAAAUGACCGCUCUCAAGACUCAAGAUGUCUUAGACUGGACGAGCAAAGCUUUCGACUUAGUCCGCAAAAACGGAAUCACAGCUUACGUCGUUUUCGGAGACGGCUUCAUGGGACUGGCAAACUGGAAAGGAAAACUUACAGGUAUGGACGGAUUAGUUCUCGACGUCCACCAAUAUGUCAUCUUCAACACUGGUCAAAUCUCCUACAACCACACCGCCAAAGUCACCUACGCCUGCAACGGCUGGUCCGAACAAGCAACGCAAAGCAUGAACGUAGCAACUGGCUUCGGUCCCACCAUCUUCGCGGAAUGGUCCCAAGCCGACACAGACUGCGCCCCCAACCUGAACAACGUCGGCAUCGGCAACCGAUGGGAAGGCACCUACGACGUAGGCGACCCCAGCAUCGCCGUCACCGACCCCGGAUGUCCCACCAAAAACUCGGAAUGUAGCUGCAAAAGCGCAAACGCCGACUCAGGCUCUUACAGUCCGGCCUACAAACAGUUCUUGCAGAUGUUUGCCGAGGCCCAGAUGAGUAGUUUUGAGAAGGGCUGGGGAUGGUUCUACUGGACCUGGAAGACGGAGGCGGCGACGCAGUGGAGUUAUCAGCUUGGUCUUAAGGCGGGGAUCUUACCGGCGAAGGCUUAUACUAGGCAGUUUAAUUGUAAGAAGGCGAUUCUGAAUUUUUCUGGGAUCCCGGAGACUUAUUAGGAUACUUGUUUGUCUGUUGGUGAGGAUGUAUUUGGGAGUGUUGUAUAUGAUGGGAUGAUGACGAUGUUAUUGGAUGCAUAUGUGUUGUAUAGAAUGUACUGUACAUAGGGUCUGUUAUGUUGGAGAGGUACUGUAUGAAGCAUUAGCGGGAUGGCGUUUUUGGGAAUGGGUUUUGCAUUUCCUUUUUCCAUUCGGGAAAGAGGUGGAAUACUGGACAUAGCAUAUGGAUACUUGGUUUGUACAUGAGAGUCGGAAUUAGAUUGUGCUAUAUAUGUAGAUUAAUGUUCGUAGGCAAUAUACCC